UGCAUGUCGCAUUGCCGCAGCCGAGCGUCGUGUGUACGUCAGUUUGCCGCAAACUGUAAACACAAAAAUAAACAUUGUCGCUUUAUCUAUGACGGGUCUCCCGACUCGCUAUGACUGGAUUACGAUAAGAAAAUGAAACGUCAAUUAAAGCUGUAUAUUUACAAUGUCAACUGAUCGAUGUAAAGCGCUUGAGCUCCUAGAAGUUACGUCAUAAAAUUCGCUUAGUGACUUUUGGGUUAUGUCCAAAGUAUGCGACAUUAAAAAAGAUAGCGCAUGUUUUUUCGCUCGCAAUUCCGCUGUACCCCCACUGUUGUGACGUUAAACAAGCGUAAUCGUGUCGGUUUUUACAUUCAUGACGUAAAUGAAUACCUGCGGUUCCUUUUGCGGCGUUUUGGCGACCGUGUAUCGACCGCUGGAUUACAAGGGACAUAAGGUAAAACUGAUUGCUGUACAGGUACGCCGACGAUAGCAUAAAAUAUACGCUCAACAUAUGAGUAUUGAUCUGCUGAUCGUUAUCGUUUGAGCGCCAGUAAAAACAGAGCUGCUGUUUUGUACAUGUGAGUUUUGGACUAGAGUUAGUAAGAAUUCUAACUGUGCGAGAGAAGCUUGAGGGUAAACACAAGAGUUUGCGUGAACCGAGUCUUACAUACGACGUUCGAAAGGAAUGAACUCUUGUCUGUUAUAAAUCGAAGUAUAAUUUAUGUCUGGCGUUAAUCGUUAACAACUUUUACUUUAUUGGCGUUUACGGGCGCAUAUACUCUAACGAAAAACUCUGUGUCUAAAUUAAAAGUACAGAAUGGCAUUACGUAUUGACUAAGUGAAAAAAGAAAACGAUUUAAGACUUUAUUGAAGGCAGCAUCGUAUAGCGCGUGUGAUUUCCGCGUUGGUUACUAACUUCUACUCUAGUAUUACUAUUAUAUAAUGGACCUAGCCAAAAGCAUGAUGUGUGUAACACUCUGCCAGGAAGUGAGUAUGUGCCCAACACAGUGCAGUUAUACAGUAAAAGUUAAACCAAACGCGUAAAUAAUAUAAGUUCGCUGUGCAGUAGUUGAAAACGUUAAAAGACGGGUUUUGUAAUUUGUGAACAACUAUGCUUUUCUACAGCGUUGCUGGGAUACUACUUUACUGCUACUAUACUUUAGGGGAUUUUCCACACUAUAAAGUGUCAGAAGGACAAUUCGCUUAUCCGAAAUUAAUUACCACGAUUUCGUUCCCUGAAGAAGCUGUCACGUCCUGCACAUUAGACACGGUCAAUUUCCCUGAUAGAGUGAGAACUGCUAUACGGCCUCUGCUGUUCGGUGUACGAAUCCCACAGAUUACACCACAACGCCACCAAAGGCACAAUGAUCACAUUAUCCGAUCUGUUCGAUCCGUCUCCAAUGCAACGGAAUCAGUGACAGCAAAAUACUUGGAUACUACGAGCAGACAUGUGGUCACCUCUAGCCCAAAUAUUUCGAGCACGCCUGCUUACACCACAGCACAAAGAACUGAGAUUACCACAUUUAUACCGUCGGCGGUUAAUUCGCCCAGCAUUAUUAUACAUACGACAGGAAAACCGGCGCCUAUAGUCACUGUACAUAUUGUACAGUUGUAUGAUUUGGAUCGGGAAACACAAGACCAAUAUUUACUCACGUUACAUUGCGUCAAUAGAAGUGGUGUUGAGGUCGAAUUUCCGCGUCUUCUUAUCAUUGACGUCACGGAUAUAAACGACAACACUCCAAAAUUUAUAACUUCGUCUCUUUCGAGUGUUGUCUCAACCAAAGUUGACGUUUUCGAUGCAGUAAUGGACGUCAAAGCAACGGACGCAGAUAUCGGAAUAAACGCAGCAAUGCGGUUCUCGUCAAUCGCAGGCACUGAAAGAUGGAAAUUUCCGAAUUCAACAUCACCCGUCCACGCCACUUCUGCGUGCAUAGCGAUGCUAUCUUCCGGCCAAGUUGUGCUUCUGAAUAGACUUACUCGUGACAUGGUCAUCACUUUUAAAGUGGUGGUGAAGGACAUGGGGUCCAGACCGAACGGUAACCGAGCCACCGCAACAGCAACGGUUUCUGUAUAUUCCAAACUACCAGUUACCACAACUUCCCAACCUUCUCUGCCUAGCACCGAGCCUGCCGCAAUCUCUUUAAAAACGUGGGAGAUAGUGGCAAUCUCCGUGGGUGUGGGUGUUUGUGUUCUAUCUGCGGUUGCCAUUUUUCUCAUUCGUUUGAAACGAAAGAGACGAAUACCUCAGCUGACUUUAUCGACAAGAGAAGACGUAGGCGGAAAUGUUUUAUUAUUGGCAGAGAUUCUUGUGGAUAGUGAACUGUCGUUUAUUUCCUGAUUUCUCGAGCGCCGAAGUGUAAACUGAGCAAAGAAAUUUAAAUUGCAAGCUUUAAAGAGCGUCCGGGAGACAUUGAAAAACAAGAAGGUGGUUUAAAGAACAGAAAAGCAGCUUGUGUUUGCCGGAAUACCAAGAUUGACGCUUGGACCUUGAAUUAUGUUUUUUUAUGAACGAUGUUGAACAUUUAUGGACCAUAGCAAUACUUUUUUUUAAAGAGAAACGCUUCAGGAUUUUUCGUGUCAUUCUUUUACUCCUGUGAAAGAAUGCUGUUUUAAUAUGCCAGUCACAGCUGCCAGAAGGGCGUGUUUCAUAUUUAAAGUUCACCCGAAUUAAUGUAACUUUAACCCACAGCAGUUUAGUGCAGUCUUUUUUUUGUUAUUUGACACUGUGUUCUUAAACAUAUCUCUGUUUCUAUAUUUAUUCAGUUUGUAUAUUAUUUAUCUCGCGUCACACGAUCCUAAUAAAAUAAUAAAAAGAU
Ciona intestinalis (vase tunicate) is the source of this 2795-nucleotide messenger RNA. The record is from RefSeq and is a predicted model, not a curated record. Lineage: Eukaryota; Metazoa; Chordata; Ascidiacea; Phlebobranchia; Cionidae.